Messenger RNA from Suhomyces tanzawaensis NRRL Y-17324, 2400 nucleotides. RefSeq lists its product as uncharacterized. Gene Ontology annotation, molecular function: pseudouridylate synthase activity. NCBI's taxonomy places the organism in Eukaryota, Fungi, Ascomycota, Pichiomycetes, Serinales, Debaryomycetaceae. Bases 161 to 2311 code for a protein of 716 amino acids. The transcript is spliced from 2 exons. The record is from RefSeq and is a predicted model, not a curated record.
GCUUCUCAGACGGUAUCUCUCUUCUUCGCUCCGCAGAGCCCGUUUCCCGUUGCGCAUCUCGCCUGAGGUCCAACAGGCGCUCAAUGACAAAAAACAACCUGUUGUGUCGUUAGAAUCAACUAUCAUCACCCAUGGCUUACCGUAUCCCAACAACCUCUCAAUGGCCCAGGACGUGGAAAAGGUCAUCAGAGACAACGGAGCCAUUCCAGCGACCUGUGCUUUUAUUGACGGAGUGCCCUACGUGGGACUUCAGCCUGAACAAUUGGCGAUGUUGGCAGAAGUGUCGACCCAGGGCCACAUCAACAAGGUGUCACGGCGUGACAUUGGCUACACCAUGGCCAACAAGCUUAACGGAGGCACCACAAUUGCUCUGACGAUGAUAUUGUCGCAUAUGGCUGGGAUCCAGGUGUUUUCCACCGGUGGUUUGGGUGGGGUCCACAAGGAAGCACACUUGACGUUUGACGUUUCUGCCGACUUGACAGAACUAGGAAGAACGCCUGUGACGGUGGUGUGCUCUGGACCCAAGGCUAUCUUGGACAUUGGCCUCACCAUGGAAUUUUUGGAGACUCAGGGAGUUUUUGUGGGCACUUACAACGACAAUGGCAGACCUAACGUGGAAGUGCCUGGCUUCUACUGUAGGGAAUCGGGAGUCAAGUCUGCGUACUCAUUCGACUCGUUCGACCAGGUUGCUGGAAUUGUGCACAACCACAAUAAUGUGAUGGGACUCACCUCGGGAAGCGUGAUCUGCGUCCCUCCUCCAGAAGACAUUGCCUUGUCGUCAUCGUUCAUCAACGGAAUCAUCGAUGGUGCUCUCAAGGAGGCCAAACUAGUGGGAGUGAGUGGUAAGGAGGUCACCCCCUUCUUGUUGAGCAAAAUCGCCAAAGACACCCAUGGCAAGUCUGUGGAGUGUAACAUUAAAUUCGUGUUGAACAACGCCAAAGCGGCUGCGAAAAUUGCCAAGGGGCUUCUUGAAUGCGACGUCCAAGGAACUCCAGUAAUGAGCACACAUGUGCUGCCCCCGGCCUUAGGCCAACUUGAUGCAAGUGUUCCUGGUCAGGCGGCGACUAGUAGGGCUGCUGAUGCUGCGCACACCGUGGUAGUUGGCUCCAUCGCGUUGGAUACCAUUUCCACGGUGGGUGCAAAAACAAAAAUGGGGGACUCUAACCCUGGCUCUGUCGAGUCUUCGGUAGGUGGUGUGGGCUACAACAUCAGUUUGGCGUGCCAUUAUGCCUCUAUGGCAGCACUGGAGUCCUCCAGCUGCAGAUUGGUCUCUAUGGUGGGCGAUGACUUUUCGGGAAAAUCGAUUGUUAGUUUAUUGGACAGCCAGAAUAUCGACUCUUCUGGCAUAAAGGUGGCACCUGGCCAAUCUACGGCCCAGUACUCAAGCACCCAUUCGUCUGAUGGAGAAUUAAUUGUCGCCUGCGCUGACAUGGCCAUUAUUGAGCAGGAUUUCGCAGCCCAUAUUAUCGAACAAUUAGACAGAGCAAAUCCCCAAAACGUGGUCAUGGACUGCAACUUGGCUCCUGCUGUUGCCAAUAAAGUGCUCCAUCAUAUCUACAAAAACCAUAAUCAUGCUAACGUCAUUAUAGAGCCAACAUCGCAUGCCAAAGCUUCUCGCAUUUCUCAACUUAAUACUGGUGUAUUCCCCAACAAUGUGCUCCAUUUGGCUACCCCCACCGCUGCUGAGGUCGAGUCGAUGUACGCUGGGUUCAGCGAACAGGGCAAAUUUGACGAUUUCGAUCAGUGGUUCCCGUUGCUCGAUGCCCUUGGAAUCGAUGGCACUUUCAGAGAGAAGUUGAACGCCUUGUCCAACAAGAAAGACCACCAUGUAUUGAAGUCGCUUUUGUCGCAAGGAACGUUGCAGCAAGCGUUCCAAUUGCUCCCCUUCGUGCCCAAUUUGUACGUCAAAUUGGGUGCAAAUGGUCUUCUCACUCUCAGCAUUUCCACCAACGUCAAUGACUACAAGUCUAUCCCAACCACAUCUUUGUACAGGCCUACAUUCAUGCUCAAGUCAGAGGGACGAGUUCUUGAAGGAGGCAGUACUAUGGGGGUUAUUAUCCAGCAUUUCCCUAUUCCUGCCGAAAACCAAAAUUUGGCAAUAAAGAACGUUACUGGUGCUGGAGACUCGAUGUUGGGAUUUUUGGUGUCGAGGCUUCUGGGCAGGGACGAUGCCAAUUGGCUCCAGCCUGAACUCCAGUCGGUGGAGCAGGAAUGGGGAAAAUGGGAAGCACUCUACAAGGCACAGCUCGCUAGUGGGCUCUCUUUGGAGAGCAGUACCGCCAUCAGUGAGGAGAUCAGGUUCUUGAAGUAGUUCCCCAUCCUAUCUGUGUAAUUGUUAUUCUAUAGACGCAUAUAAUGAAGAGCAUUUGAUAGUAAAUUAAUGAUAAGCCAAUAAAAAUU